AUUUCUUCAUUUUAAAUAAAGCUGAUAAUAUUACCUACCUGUCGGGAUGUCUGUGAGGAUUAAAGGAGAUGGUACAUGCAAAACCAUCAGUUUCCGGGGGACUGGUACAAAGAAAUAACUCAAUACGUGGUAGCUUUCAAGUAUACGUAUCAGUGCAAUAUCCUUUUGUAGCCCCAUUUCUGGCCCUUCGGGCUCCAGGAGCGUAAGGGACCCAGGAACCGCUCCGGGAGGUCAGACGUGCGAGUGCCGGGCUCAGUCCCUCUCCUUGUGCCCAUUACACGGAUGAGCAAACUGAAACCCAGAGCCACGCAGUCACAAGACAAGUUACUGGCAGAGUCCAGUUUCUAGAACGGAUUUUCUGCAGAUAAGGAGGCCCCAGUUCCUCAUUUCUCACACCCAUCCCCCAGCCCCAUCCUCGCUCAGAAUCAGCACCGUGAAGAGCUGCGCAGUUUUUCUGAGAAGGAAGUUGGAUCAUCAGUCCCACGAAGCCCGGGGAACUCUAAAAAUAAAAGAAGGAAAACCCCUCCCCGCUUCUUGGGUAUCUGUGAAUGAGGAAGGAUUUUUUUCUAGUUAUGAGGCAAGAGGGUGCACUCUGCUGAGGGAGAGCCCCCCUUGGUUCUGGCUCACACCUCUGCUCUGAGGUCCCCGUUGAGGGGAGGUUUGGGGGUCGCGAGGCAUCAGUGGGUGAUUUUGGGAAGAGGGCAGCUGGGAGAAACAGUCGGCGCUCAGACUUCGUCAGCCGCGCUUCAGAUGGCGGCUGCCCGGCCACGCCCCCAGCGGCUGGAGAGACCCUUUUCCCAAAAUGGAGAGCGGGAAGGGCGAGAACGUCCAUCAGAGUUUGGCCCCGCCCCCGAGGACAGCGAGGGCCAAUUAGCGACCCGCAGGGCGAGUGCGAGGCCAGGGGAGGAGGCUGCUGUUGCCCCAGCAACCACCCGGGAGAACGAAGGCGGUCGCGGCCUGGGAGGGAUCGCGGCGCCGCGGGUCUCUCCCUGCCGGAAAGAUCGCGGGAGAGCGCGAGCCACGCGGGAAGGCAGCGCCGGUGGAGAGAGGGACAGGGCUAUGGCUGAAGUGCACGUGAUCGGGCAGAUCGUGGGGGCCACCGGCUUCUCGGAAAGUAGCCUCUUCUGCAAGUGGGGCGUCCACACAGGGGCGGCAUGGAAGCUCCUGUCCGGCGUACGGGAGGGCCAAACACAGGUGGACACCCCCCAAAUAGGGGACAUGGCCUACUGGUCCCACCCCAUUGACCUGCACUUUGCCACCAAAGGCCUCCAAGGCUGGCCCCGACUUCAUUUCCAGGUGUGGUCCCAGGAUAGCUUCGGCCGCUGCCAGCUUGCCGGCUACGGCUUUUGUCACGUGCCCAGCAGUCCAGGCACUCACCAGCUGGACUGUCCCACAUGGCGGCCUUUGGGCAGCUGGCGGGAGCAGCUGGCACGGGCCUUCGUGGGUGGUGGGCCUCAGCUGCUGCAUGGGGACGCCAUCUACAGUGGGGCCGACCGCUAUCGCCUGCAUACAGCCGCUGGUGGCACCGUGCACCUGGACCUGGGCCUGUUGCUGCGUCACUUUGACCGCUAUGGCGUGGAAUGCUGAGGCACCUGCCUCCAUGGCCCAUCCACACCCCUGGGCACCCGUAAGGGGUAGGAUGGUGCAGUCGUCAGAGACAUGGGCUCUGGAGACUACCUUACCCUACCCAGCGGAGGCCUGGGGCAGCUUCUGUCUGGCCAGCACCGCAAGCCCAGUACCUCUCUCUCCGAAGUCCAUUUUCCCCAUCUGUGAAAUGGGGGCAGCAAGUAUGUGGGGUCCCAGGGGUUUGGGGAGAAGAGGCAGCCUCACACAUGGAAGUGCUAAAUAAAGAUCAGUUCUGACCA
Messenger RNA from Myotis myotis, 1865 nucleotides. It is a transcript of the gene B9D2, whose product is annotated as B9 domain containing 2. NCBI's taxonomy places the organism in Eukaryota, Metazoa, Chordata, Mammalia, Chiroptera, Vespertilionidae. The transcript has 4 exons. Gene Ontology annotation, cellular component: MKS complex. Gene Ontology annotation, biological process: cilium assembly. The record is from RefSeq and is a predicted model, not a curated record. Bases 751 to 1587 code for a protein of 278 amino acids.